AUGGACCCGUUAUCGGCUACAGCGAGCGUUAUUGGAAUUAUUCAACUGACUGGGGCGAUUGUAAAAAUAUGCGGGAGUUAUAUCCAUGAAGUGAAGAACGCAAAACAGGACAUCAUUUCCUUACAACAGGAAAUUGUGAGUCUUGCAGGAGUUCUCGAGAAGCUUUCACAGCUUCUUCACAGUUCAGACAGCACGAGACUGGCUCCUUCUCAGACACUCGUCAGUGAUAUCAUUCGUUGUCUUUCGACUCUCGAAGCCUUGAAAGACAGGGUUGAUCCGGGGAUGGGUAAGAAAUUAAUGGGAAGGCUGGGUGUACGAGCUCUGAAAUGGCCCCUACAACGCGAUGAAGUGGAAAAGACCAUUAAGGACCUUGAGAGAUAUAUAUCACUGUUUACCUUAAGCUUGCAAGUUGAUCAGACCACACUCAUGACCAGUAUGCUUCAGACCACCGAUCAUAUUGACCAAAAGAUCGACCUUGAAAGGUUACCAAUUGCGCAUGGUGCUGAGUUUGACUCAUAUAUGGAUCAACAUGAAGGUGAAUGCCUUCCGAACACUAGAACUGAGUUCCGCCGCGAGAUCGCGGAAUGGGCCGUUUCGCCGAAAGGAAAAUGUAUCUUCUGGCUGAAUGGUAUGGCUGGGACAGGGAAAUCCACAAUUUCUCGAACGGUGGCAAAAUCCUUUAAAGAAGAAAACCUCCUGGGAGCUAGUUUCUUCUUCAAAAGGGGUGAAGGGAGAGAGGAGUGCGAUGAGGGCUUGAAAUCCUCCAGCCACCAGGCACUAAAUAUGGUAGUAGUGGUUGAUGCAUUAGACGAAUGUGAACGUGACGGUGACAUACGGCUCAUUCUACAACUAUUACCACAAGUACAACAAUUAGGCUCUGUGCAGCUACGGUUCUUUCUCACAAGCAGGCCUGAGCUACCUAUUCGUCUUGGCUUUAGGGAUAUCACAGAUAAUCAUCAGGAUUUGAUUCUUCAUGAGAUUCCCCGACCACUGAUAGAGCACGAUAUAUCCCUAUUCUUGAAGCACAGACUUUCAAAAAUCAGGAAGGACCAAUCUUUGUCUGAUGACUGGCCUGGAGACACCAAUAUCAAAACUCUAGCUCAGAUGUCAGUUCCAUUAUUUAUUUUCGCUGCCACUGUGUGCCGUGUAUUCGAGGACCAGAAUCUGGACCCUGAGAAAAGCCUUGCUGAGAUCCUUCAGUAUCAGAAUGAAGAAUCAAAGUUAAAUGGCACCUAUCUUCCGGUUCUAAAUCGACUGGACAUAUAUGAUGGGAACAGGAGAAAGCAGCUAGUUGAAGAAUUCCGGGAAGUUAUUGGCGUCAUUAUUCUCCUUGAGAAGCCACUUUCGGUCGUUUCGCUCUCAGAGCUUAUCGGCAUUUCUAAGAAGUCAAUUUAUUUCAGACUUAGGUCCUUAUACUCAGUUCUGAGUGUACCGGAGGAUGAUACCCAGCCAGUGAGGCUCUUUCACCUAUCAUUUCGAGACUUUCUUCUUGACACAGAAACCCGAAAAAAGUCCUCGUUCUGGAUAGAUGAGAAGGAUGUACAUCGGAAACUGACUAUUCACUGUAUUAACGUCAUGCAGCGUAACCUAAAAAAGAAUAUCUGCAACUUGCCUAACUAUGGAACACAACGCAGCGAGAUCGACAUGCACUCUAUCGAUCAGUACCUACCAGCGGAACUUCAAUACUCCUGCCGGUAUUGGGUACACCACCUUGCAAAAAGUGAAGAUCCUGUCGCCGGAAUGAACAACGCGUUCUCAUUUCUUCAAAAGCACUUUCUUCACUGGCUGGAGGCAAUGGGCCUUCUGGGUAUUAUAUCUGAGGUUGUAGGGGCGAUUAGUACCCUACAAUCGUUGAUAAGAGGCGAUAGGAGUUCCGAAAUAUCAGAAUUCAUACAGGACGCGAAACAGUUUACUUUAAAAAACAGACAGAUGGUGGACACGGCCCCCCUUCAGCUUUAUAACUCAGGACUUGUGUUCGCGCCGAGAACGGCAGUAACCAGGAAAUUUUUUGAGAUGGAUUUCCCUAAGUGGCUGUCUAGGUUGCCAAAUGUCGAGGAAACUUGGAGUGCGCAUAUACAGGCUCUCGAGGGUCAUGGACAUUGGGUUACUUCGGUGGCGUUCUCACCUAAUGGCCAACUACUGGCGUCGAGCUCUCUUGACAAAACCGUCAGACUUUGGGAAACGGCUACUGGGGCUCUAUACCAAACCCUCGAGGGUCAUGAUGAUGGUGUUACAUCAGUUGUAUUCUCCCCAGAUGGCCGGUUAUUAGCAUCAGCUUCUCGUGACACAGUUAUCAGACUCUGGGACAUGGUCACCGGGGCUCUACAGCAAACCUUUGAGGGCCAUGACGAGUGGAUUGAAGCAGUAGCAUUUUCUAUAGAUGGCCAGCUACUAGCAUCAAGCUGUUCUGGGUCAUUUAAACUCUGGGAUGUGACUACUAGAGCUUUAAAACAGACUAUUAAGGCAGAUUGGUACGGUUAUCCAGUGUUCUCACCUGACGGCCGGCUACUGGCAGUUGCGUUUCACGAUAAUACUAUCAGGCUCUGGGACGCAGGUACUGGAGCUCCACAGAGGAUUCUUAAGGGUCACAGAGAUUCAGUUAAUUCCAUAAAAUUUUCACCAGACGGCCAGAUAUUGGCAUCGAGUUCUGAUGAUGGAACCAUUAUACUCUGGGACGCUGCUACAGGAGCUCCAAAACGGUCCCUCAACGCGCGGCAGAUUAUCGAGGAUGAUGAAAGUUGCUUUAGUUUGGUGGCAUUCUCACCGGACAGCCAGCUACUAGCAUUGUGUUUUCAUCGCGAUACAACCAUCACACUUUGGGACACAAUUACUGGAGCUGUACAGCAGGUUCUCGAGGGUCAUAGAGAUUCAAUAACGGAGGUGGCAUUCUCACCAGACGGCCGGCUACUAGCAUCUAGUUCUGACGAUAACACUGUUAGGCUCUGGGACAUGGCUACUAGAGCUCAGCAGACUCUCAAGGGUCAUGAACAGGAGAUUAUAUAUAGUUCUGGCGAUAAAGCCGUUGGUCUCUGGGACACGACCACUAGAGCUCAGCGGACUCUCAAUGGCUACGGAAAAGAGGUUAUAUCAGUGACAUUCUCCCCAGACGGCCAGCUGCUAGCAUCAAUAUCACUUGAUGGCAAAACGGUUGAACUCUGGAACGUGGUAACUGGAGCUCUAAAACAGACCCUCGAGGGAGAGUCGUAUUCUAUGGCAUUCUCAUCAGACGGCCGGCUACUAGCAUCAGGUUCGUACAAAACUGUUAGGCUUUGGAACGUGGCUACUGGGGUUCUACAACUCGCCGUCGAGUGUCAUAGUAAUUUAGUUCUGUCAGUGGCAAUCUCCCCGAAUGGCCAGCUGCUAGCAUCAAGUUCUAUGUUCAGGGUUAAGCUCUGCGACGUGGCUACUGGGCUUUUACUGCAGACUAUCGAGGGCCAUAAUCGUGACAUUACGUCAAUGGCAUUCUCACCUGAUAACCAGGUCCUAGCAUCGGGUUCUAAAGACAAAACCAUCAAGCUUUGGAAGGUGGCUACCGGAGUUCUACAGCAAACUCUCAGUGACCAUAGACAUAAGGUUACGUCAGUGGCAUUCUCCCCAGACGGCCGGCUACUAGCAUCAGGCUCCAGAGACAAAACCCUCAGGCUCUGGGAUGCUGCCACUGGCGCAUCACGACAUAUCUUUGAUACAAAAGACACAGCUACUAGCUUGAAGUUUUCCGAAGAUGGCUCGUAUCUAAACACCAACCUGGGAUCUCUAAGCAUACGGCUAUCUCAAGAUCAUACCUCUUUCUCGGUUGAAAGUAUUAUGGAAAUACUCAUACUAGACCAGUGGUUAACCCUUAAAGGGGAAAAUGUACUAUGGCUUCCCCCUGAAUAUCGACCAACUUGCGUUGCAUUCAGGGGUCGUAUAAUUGCCCUUGGACAUGUGACUGGACAGGUUUCUUUCCUAGAAUUUUGUAUGCAAUAG
Messenger RNA from Nannizzia gypsea CBS 118893, 3966 nucleotides. RefSeq lists its product as hypothetical. Gene Ontology annotation, biological process: regulation of DNA-templated transcription. Gene Ontology annotation, molecular function: protein binding. The transcript has 4 exons. NCBI's taxonomy places the organism in Eukaryota, Fungi, Ascomycota, Eurotiomycetes, Onygenales, Arthrodermataceae. The record is from RefSeq and is a predicted model, not a curated record. The coding region runs from base 1 to 3966 and encodes 1321 amino acids.